AUGGAAGAACGCCACACGGGUACCGUAAUAUCAACAAAAUUUCAAACUAUUCUUGAAGAAUGGGGCAUACACCUUGAAAGAGUGCAUUGCAUGGUCCGUGAUCGUGGAUCUAACAUGUUUAAAGCAAUGCAAUUGUCAGGCUUUGAGGAUGUCAAUUGUGCUAUACACCAGAUCCAACUUUGCAUUCGAGCAAGUGUUGAAUCUCAAGAAUGGCUCUUACAACUUACUACUAAAUUGAGAAAAAUUGUUACACAUUUCAACCAUUCUCUGGUUGCAAGCUGA
This is a messenger RNA of Parnassius apollo (apollo), 282 nucleotides long. NCBI's taxonomy places the organism in Eukaryota, Metazoa, Arthropoda, Insecta, Lepidoptera, Papilionidae. The record is from the annotation of a GenBank genome assembly.